CAGCCAGCGGAUCAAGAAAGUGAGAAAGCGUUAGAGCAGUUGCUAUCCCGUGCUGACCUAUCACUGGUCUCGCAGAACCAACAGAAACAGUCUGUGUUGAUGCUCGCUGCGAUUCACGGCCGCGUGGAUCUUGUUCAACGGUUGCUAAAGAUGCAUAAAGUUCCAGUGAACCAGAAGGACUCUGAGGGAAGCACUGCCCUCAUGGCAGCCGUGGAACAUAAUCACUUGCGAGUGGUCCACCUACUGCUGUGCCAGCCGGACCUGGAUGCUGAAGUGCGCGAUAACGAUGGAUGCACCGCUUUGGACAUAGCACUGGCUCGAAGACAUCACGAAAUCGCCCUGAUGAUAUAUGCGACGGUGAAAAUGCGGCAGCUAUCACCACGAACCAGACAUGUGCACUGGCAGAAUUUGUGCAAACCCAGUGGAGUACCAGCGAGUACAAUGGAUGCACCGGGCCGAAUCGGAACAACCACAACUUCCAUGACUACGACGGACCGUUUAGUCCAAAAAACAAGUAUCACAACAACAGAUUGUAAAGUUACUGUAUGUAAUAAGACAUGACUGAUUCAUUUGGUUGUGUCACAUUGUAACAAUGAUUGUUUUGAUGCCAUCGAUCGUCUCAGCUGCGG
This is a messenger RNA of Dicrocoelium dendriticum, 629 nucleotides long. NCBI's taxonomy places the organism in Eukaryota, Metazoa, Platyhelminthes, Trematoda, Plagiorchiida, Dicrocoeliidae. The record is from the annotation of a GenBank genome assembly.